AUGGAUGCCUCCUUCAGCGAUGCACAUGAAUCAGAAAGGUUAGAUACAAAAAUGUAUUAUUAUUAUUAUUAUUAUUAUUAUUACUUAAAAACCCAGAAGUCUCACUUGAGGGUCAAGUCACUAUUAAAAGCAGAGGUGCAGGCCCAGUUGGAUUUGUCCCAUCAGUUGGCAACCCACUUACACCUUGAUAUUUGCGAUGAGGCACACACAACGGACAGGCACCACCACUGUCUGCUUUAAGUAAGGCAUUCCCCACCCUUCGCACUAGCCCUGUGACAAUCUCUGCCUUGAGCUCAUUAGCUGUGCUUUGAGUUUCCAUGAUCUCAGAGGGCGAUUAAUAUCCAGGGAAUAGAGAUGGAUGGCCAGUGUCCCGGGGUGACCUCAACCCCCUGGAUCUGGAAGCCCCUCCCCCCCAUUGCUCUGUUAUUCUUUCCAGAGCCUGGGGAAGUGAACAUCCUCUCUGCCCCACCAAUUCCACCAGACAAGGAAGAGGAUAUUUCCACUUCUGCCGGAAGAAGGUGAGCCCUGGGAAUUGGAAGAGGAUCCACCCAAGAUCCCACAGGAUCGAUUUCCAGGAAAAGGUGAGAAAGGGGAGGGGUGGAGAGUUCCUCUUGGCAGAUUCCCAACUGAACCUGCCUUGUUUUCGAGGAGUUCCUAUAGGAACAUAGGAAGCUGCCUUAGGCUGAGUCAGGCUGUCGGUCCAUCUAGCUCAGUAUUGCCUGCACUGGCUGGCAGCAGCUCUUCAGGGUUUCAGAGGGGAAUCUCUUCUUCCCAGCCCAACCUGGGUUGAAUCAGGGGCAUAGCUGUCAAGCGUCCCUUAUUUGGCGGGACAGUCCCUUAUUCCAGCGCCAUGUCCCGCUGCUGUCCCUUAUUGAUGAUGUCUCUUAAGUAAGCUACUGAAGGUAAUGGGGCCCUUUCUAUGUCCAGCUGUCCUCUGUCAACAACAAAUUGUUGCUGUUUUUUGUGUUGAAUAUAUGCUAUAGGUAAUUUAUGGACCUAAUAGGUAUCUAAAGCCAUUUGCACGCAACAAAUUAUGUAUUUUAUCAAAGUAAUUGUUGAUCCCUUAUUUUGACUGCUGAUCCCUUAUUUUCAAGGCUGCUGGUCCCUUAUUUUCAAAUCUGUAAGUUGACAGCUAUGAUCAGGGGCCUUCUGCAUGCAAAACAUGGAACCACUGAACCAUGGUUCCCUCCUCCCAAAUAAAGUAAGAUUCCAUGGUUCCUCAUAGUUCUGAAGGCAGAGCUGAUUUAUUUCAUUUUAUUAAGUUUAUAUCCAGGCCCAGGGUGGCAACCAAGAAGUAAUAAAACAAUUAAGAAAUACGGGGGGAGGGGAGCCAGUAUAGGUGCAGACUGGGAAAGGCUUCCUCAAAGAUGAAUGCUUUUAGCAGGUGUUGAAAAUAAUAUAUAGGAACAUGUGAAACUCCCUUUUAGCUCAGUCCAUCUCACUCAGUUAUUGUCUACACUGACAUAUGAACCAUAGAUAGGUUGAAUGGUCAGUUCUGGCAAGGAACGUGUAGCCUCUUUAGUUACACCAGCUACCUGUUAAUUCCCAGACCCAAUUUCAACAUGCUAGUAAAUGAGGAUUUCAGUAUGGUAUACCACACAUUCUGCAAUUCUAACUUUUCCCUUUGGCUCUGCUCCUGUGCCUUGUGCCCCAGAAAUAUUUUUAAGAAGAGUGAAGCUUUUAUUCAGGGUAGAGACAAAAUACUUGAGGUGGGGAGGGGAAGCUUCACCUGUUUAAUUUCUGUAUGUCAAAAAUAUGUUUGUUUGUUUGUUUUUUAAUGUGGCAAAGUUCCCAAACAGCUUCUCUUGAGAGCACUCACACCCACACUCUCCAUUUAAAGCACAUCUCUACCACUUUGUGCCUUCCCUCUAAUAAUCUCGGGAGUUGUAGCUUGUUAUGGGUGCUGGGAACUAUAGCUCUGUGAGGGGUCUCCUCUCAGCACUCCUUCGCAAAUGACAGUUCCCAGGAUCCUUUGGGGGAAGCCACGACUGCUUAAAGCAGUAUAGGAGCGUUUUCAACAUGUGAAGAUGCGACCUCAGAUUCUGACCAGCCCAACUUUGACAUUGCUGCAAAUCCCUUAGAGUUUAGGGUUGCUUCAGGAGUUAUAAGACUCUGCAUUUAAUGAGUCUGCCAUGCUUCGGAGGAGGAUAAUAUUUCAGUUCCAGGGAGAGAAGGCUCCCCCAGCUGGAAUAUUUUUGCCACAAUAGCACCCUGUUAUAAGAAAAACUGCUCCUUUUCCCCUUUUAGGGUACCCAAGAGCCCAUAUAGAGUCUUUAAGUUGGUUCUCAAUUGGUAGGAGAAAAUAACAAGAGGCCAACCAGAGAAUAUUGAGAAGCAAAGCAACUAGUAAGCCUGAUCUCUAUUAAACUGCCGCAACAAGGUCCCCCACUCCCCGCAUGCAAGGAGGAAGGAGAGGAACCCAGAACAUUGGUUUGCAAGCUCUUAUGUAGACUUUUGAAAUUGCCCUCCCUGUAGCUCAAGACCACUCCCCAAAACACCUGUAGAUCAAGACCACCCCCAGAAACAUCAUACAUACAUCACAGAAGGGGUGUAGCUCAAGACCCCCAUCCCGAUACAUCAUACCUACAUCACAGAAAGGGCGGUCUACAGCAGAAAUCUGAGUGCUGUGUUUACCUCCUGUCUGCCAGUUUACCUGUUUAAUGAUCACUUGACUGGAUUGCCUGGAAAGCCUGGGCCAGUCUUUUGUAAUGAUAAACACUUAGUUCCUGAGCCCAAUGUGCCCUUAAGACAGGAUUUGUGAAGGAAAAGACAAUGGGGAGGCUUUUCCAUUUUCCUUUGACCUUGCAGAGAAAACAUUUGGUCAGUUUGGGAAUCAAAAUGGUUUCAGGUCGGUCUUCCUGUGCUGAUCUAUGUACAGUGGUUACAUACGCUUCAGGUUACAGACUCCACUAAUCCAGAAAUAUUACCUCAGGUUAAGAACUUUGUUUCAGGAUGAGAACAGAAAUCGUGCGGUGGCAGCAGGAGGCCCCAUUAGCUAAAGUGAUGCUUCAGGUUAAGAACAGUUUCAGGUUAAGAACGGACCUCCGGAACAAAUCAAGUAUGUAACCAGAGGUACCACUGUACAUGCUUGGUUGGUACACUUAUUAACAUUUAACAUAUAUCUAAGAUCUCAAAAUUCCUAUCACACUCUCCUGUACUAUUUCAGACACUAUACUUAUACAUUUGUACAUUUAUGAACAUUUAUUCUCUCUCUCUCUCUCUCUCUCUCUCUCUCUCUCUCUCUCUCUGACCUUAGAAUUCCUAUAACAACCCCUUCACGCAGCAUGUUCCACGUGGGUCUGCUCUUCUCAGAAGGAGGGAGCAGGCUGCCUAUGCAGCCAGGGUCACGUCACCACAGACCCUUUGCUCCACAUGUAGUGAUGGGAUAUGUGGGCAUAUCUUAUGGCUGAAGGAUUAUCUGGCCACGAGGACAAAGCGCUUUAGCGCUUCCGUGAGAUCCCAGGCCAGAGUCAGGGCACUCAGACCCUAAUCCUUCUUAAGCGGCCGCACCCUGAGCUCUCUGCUAUCAGAGAGGGACACGAUUCUGAGGCUGCAUGCACACCACACAUUCAAAGCAAAACAUGAAAGAAUCAUGGCUUCCCCCUCAAAAAAAAGAGGGGGGGGAGCCAUUGUUUGUUAUUACAGACCCUCCAAGUGUCCCUGUUUUCCAGGGACAGUUGUGGAUUUUCAGAAGCCGUUCUGGUUUCUGAUUUGAUCUCAGAAUGUGCUGCUUUUCCUUCAGACAUCCCUAUUUUUUAUCAGAUUAAUGUUGGAGGGUAUGUGUUAGGGUUGAUGAAAGUUGCUCAGAGACCUCUCUCUUCCUCCCACAGAACUACAAGUUCCCCGUGAAAAGAUAUUGAUUGUUAUACCUCUUUGGGAACUGUAGUUCUGUGAGGGGUCUCCCAACAUCUCUCUGCACCCUUGACAAAGGACUGCUGCCAGAAUUCUUGUCGUAUUAAAAGAGUUUCAAAUGCUUGUAAAACUGUUGGUUCUGAUGACACAAGAUUAGGCUGUGGUGACUGCGUCCCCUCAGAUCUUGUUUUGCUUUCGUGUGUAUUCAUUAUUAUUUUUUUGUGAUGGAUAGGGACCUCAAAAGCUGGAAGGGGCCUGAGUCUCUCUGGAUCUCUCGAGAGAGCCUGCUCCCAGAUGCAGUCAUGACUGAAAUGAUGAGGGGAUGUGAGGGCCCUGACACCCAGGGCGAAACGUGUGCUGCGUGCCAGAUGUCUACAGGAGGUCUGGAUCCUGCCAUGAGUGGUGAGCCUGGUCCGAACACUGAUCAGGAGAUGCAGUGGAUCUCAGCCAGGGAGGACAGUUCCCACCGAGCACCUAGUUUGAACACCCAGGUAUAAUUCCCUCCUAUGCAAGUUGAGGAAUUUCCCUUAUCCUUCUCAUCCAGUGUCUAAAGCACGAAUCAGAAAGCCAGUGCAUGUCCUCAUUGACGUUCCCUGUUCACUAGGGUCUCGGCAACUGGGACAUCCAAAUGCAAGCUUUGCAGGAGUUGAACUGCUAGCUCAAAGCAGAGUCUCUGUGUGUGAGCUCAGCUGCUUUGUCUACUGCAAUUGGAGUCUCCCCCCCCCCCAAACAAGUUUUAGUUAUCGGAAGAGUUUUAUUUACCAGAAAAGGAAAUGGCAAACUGAAGAUGACGUGAGCAACAUAAACCUUAUCACAAUUUGCUAACUGCAGAAUUGUAAAGUUGGAGGUCAGCUAAGCUGCAGCUGGCAUAGCUGAUGGUCAGGGAUGAUGGGAGUUGGAGUCCAGUGAGGUUUUCGGACUCCAACUCCCAUCGGCCCCUUGCCAGCAUGUCCAAUGGUCAGAGGUGAAGGGAGUUGUAGUCCAACAACAUCUAGAGGGCUACAGAUUCCCCACAGCUGAGCUAGAGCAGCCCAGCAGGUGGUUGUCCGGCUUCCGCUGGAGGAAGGGAGAACCCACCCAUUCCUCUAGGGCGGGGGGGUCAGCAAACUUUUUCAGCAGGGGGCCGGUCCACUGUCCCUCAGACCUUGUGGGGGCCAGACUAUAUUUUUUGGGGGGGAAUGAAUGAAUUUCUAUGCCCCACAAAUAACCCAGAGAUGCAUUUUAAAUAAAAGCACACAUUCUCCUCAUGUAAAAACACACUGAUUCCCAGACCGCCCGUGUGCCAGAUUUAGAAGGCAAUUGGGCUGAAUCCGGCCCCUGGGCCUUAGUUUGCCUACCCCUGCUCUAGGGCAUUGGCUCCAUUGUCAGACUCACUCUAUCCCCCUGUAACUUGUAAAGCCCACCAUGGCUGCAUGCACACCACACAUUUAAAGCAUGCAACUUCCCCCAAAGAAUUCUGGGAGCUGCAGUUUUGCCCCUAUUAUUCCCCGCACCCUGGCCGAACUACAGUUCCCAGGAUUCUUAGGGGGAAAUCCUGCGCUUUAAUUAAAGACAUGGUGCCCAGCACCCAGCCUCUCUCUUAGUCCUGAAUUUAAAAAAUCGUCAACGUGUGAAAAGGCCUUCCGUUCUUUGAUUUGGGUUAAAACUUCUUUUGCACUUCUCUCUCCAGCUCUUCCUAAGCCCUCCCCAGGGCCUGGGGGCAGAUCCCUUCCGCGGCUCCCCCUCGGAGUCAUGCGGCGACCUCCCUGGCGAGACCUACGAGGAGAUGUCCAGGGACCCCCUUGAGCUGCCCUGCGAGGAGAUGUGCGUCCGGGCAGCCCCUUGCGGGGGCCAGUGCCCGGAAUCGCCAUGUGAGGAACUGUGUGAGAGUGUCUUCAAGGGGCCAGCCUCCCGGAGGCUGUAUGAAGAGGAGCGUUAUGUGGAGACGUGGUCCGGGAAGGCUCGCCUGCCCUCCAUUGUAGUGGAACCCAUCGAAGUGGGCGAUGUGGAAAGCGGGGAGCUGCGGUGGCCCCCCGACUUCACGUUGCUGGAGGAGGCGGAGGAAGACGAGCUCUUUGCUGACGGCGAGGAGGACUUGGGGGCAGGUGAGUGUCCUACUAGUUCCCACCCCCCAAAUCCCAACUUGAUCUGUGGGUGGGGCUUUGUUCAGCCAGAACUUGCUGGAACUCAGUUCUGGCACCUCUCAGGUGGGCACCAUUACAGUGGUACCUCGGGUUACAUACACUUCAGGUUACAGACUCCGCUAACCCAGAAAUAGUACCUCGGGUUAAGAACUUUGCUACAGGAUGAGAACAGAAAGCGUACUCUGGCGGCGCGGCAGCAGCAGGAGGCCCCAUUAGCUAAAGUGGUGCUUCAGGUUAAGAACAGUUUUAGGUUAAGAACGGACCUCCAGAACGAAUUAAGUACUUAACCCGAGGUACUACUGUAGUGUUAUUUUUGUUGUUUUGGUUUAAUUAUUUACUUAGGUUUUAGCUUGUAUUUUAUUCUUGUGAACCGCCCUCAGAUCUUUUGAAGAAGGGUGGCAUAAUAAAUAAUAAUAAUAAUAAUAAUAAGACGUUCAUGGUGAGUUCUGGCACCUCUGUUUCUAGAAAAAUAGCACCCUAGUACAGUGGUAACUUGGGUUACAUACGCUUCAGGUUACAGACGCUUCAGGUUAGAGACUCCACUAACCCAGAAAUAGUGCCUUGGGUUAAGAACUUUGCUUCAGGAUGAGAACAAAAAUCGUGCUCCGGCGGCAGCGGGAGGCCCCAUUAGCUAAAGUGGUGCUUCAGGUUAAGAACAGUUUCAGGUUAAGAACGGACCUUUGGAACGAAUUAAGUACUUAACCCAAGAUACCACUGUAUGCCACAUUUUACUUAGUGAAUACAGCCCAGAAUCCUUUGCGAGAGAUUUUUCAGGUUAUCCGGGUCCCAGGUCCCCCUGUAACCUCCUCCCCUCUUCUUGUUUCCCAAGGAUUGUCGUCUUUUGACAGCGACGUGGAGGAGGUGCUUCUGUAACAUUCUGCCCAAUGUUUCCCUGGGACGGAUGGACAGAAACGGCACCUUCCCAACGCCACCCACGUCUAAUCACGACUUGGCGACGUCUUGGAAAGGGACUCUGGGGCAUCGCCUUGGAAAGAAGCAAAAGUAGCAUCCUGCUGUUUUGUUUCGAGGUGUCUCUCAGAGGGGUAGCAGAUGUCAGGAGCUCGUCCUACACUCGAGUAGGACCCUGGCAGAGACACAGGCCCGACUGGCAUGUUCUCUCCCUCCUGGUCGAUCGUUUGGGAGCUUCAGAAGCUUUCUUCAGCCCGAACAUCACAGCGACCGAUGCCAACAGACACCGGCACACUUAGGGAUCCGCAGAGUCUUCGCAGCUUGCGUAACAGACCUCAGCAACUCCGCAUUUUGGCUAAUCCACUUAUUUACAUAUAAACACACGCGGAGCACUGCAACAUGGCUCCCUCCCUCUCUCUCUCUCUAGCCCACUUCACGGAACACAGUAACACAAACAUCCUAUCUCCGUCAUUUCCGCUUUCCCAGGCAAAGGGACCU
Molecule: messenger RNA, 7382 nt
Organism: Podarcis lilfordi (Lilford's wall lizard)
Lineage: Eukaryota; Metazoa; Chordata; Lepidosauria; Squamata; Lacertidae
Source: the annotation of a GenBank genome assembly